Messenger RNA from Selaginella moellendorffii, 2080 nucleotides. Its product is annotated as agmatine hydroxycinnamoyltransferase 1-like. Gene Ontology annotation, molecular function: acyltransferase activity, transferring groups other than amino-acyl groups. The record is from RefSeq and is a predicted model, not a curated record. The coding region runs from base 463 to 2031 and encodes 522 amino acids. The transcript has 5 exons. NCBI's taxonomy places the organism in Eukaryota, Viridiplantae, Streptophyta, Lycopodiopsida, Selaginellales, Selaginellaceae.
ACAGAAGCGAGAGAUUUGUCUCUGGCGGAGGCUGCCCGACCCGACUGGACCACACACGCUGCUGCUCAGGAAUUGUCACGAGAUGCACAGCGUCGUCGUCGUGGAGUGUACGAAGCUAAACUAAUUGCCCGCGAUUAUGCCACCGUUGGUUGACAAGAAAACGCAAGCGAUACGAUACUAAUCCUCAUACCUGACUGAAUUAGUUUGCUCGCCGGAUAUCAAUGAGCUUUCAGGCUGAUACUUAUCCUUGUGACAGUGUGUUCCUCUCUUGUGUCCUAGACCACAAGGAAUUCUUCGCUUGUUCGGCGGGCGGAGGACGGUCCCGCUAAAGGUGUGUUCAAGAGCGACCUUUCAUGGGGUCCAGCAAAGCCAAGUGAAAUUCUGGCGGUGCAAGCGGUGCAAAGAGAUUAGCAGCUGCUCUCAAAAGGAGUGCCUCUCCUGUACGUUUUACCGGAAUACCAUAUGGAUCCCGGAGCACAGCAACAGAGGAUUCCUCCUCAUGCAUCCGAACUCCAUGCCACAAACCCCGUGGUAUCGCCGAGCACUACAUCCGCAGACUCGACAGCCGUGAAGAUAUGUAGACAAAGUGCUCGAUCUCUAGUCAAGGACGAGGGGCAGGAGGAAGAGAAGGAUUCCUUUUGGGUUGUAGUUCCGGAGGAGGCCCAAGAGGAGAGGUGGAUUUCGCUGUCUGUCCUGGACAAGUUCAUCUUGCCGAUCUAUAUACCAGUCUACUUCAUCUACGAUGCUAUUUCAGCCGACUGCUUCGACUCGUUCGUGGACAAGGUCCGCCACUCGCUGGCCAAAGUGCUCGUCCCGUACUACCCCUGGGCUGGAAGGCUCAAGAAGAACCCGGAGACGCAGUCGUGGGAUCUCCACUGUGACAACGGAGGUGCCGAGUUUAGAGUGGUUCAUGUGGACGAGGAGCUGCGCAAGACGGUCUUCUGCCGGCCGUGCUUGCAGCUCCGGCUGCUGGCCCCUCGAUUGAAUGCGGUCCCUCGAGAGGAUGCUCCUCCCGUCGCAGCUCUCUCCGUCCAGGUGACGCGCUUUAGAUGCGGCGCUGUGGCGCUUGGUUGCAGCUUCCACCACCAAUGCGGGGACGCACACGCCGUCUCCAUGUUCAUGCAGGCGUGGUCACAGCUGACGCGAGGAAAGACCCUGUCCCAGGAUCCCAUCCACGACAGGUCGGCUUUCGUGGCCGCCACCACCGGCGCCAGCGUCUCAAGCGCCUCUACUGGCUCGAAUCCAUCGGCAGCUCCUCCGGCUGCCAUUGUCGGAACCAAAUCAUGUCAUUCGACACCAGCACCAGCAAGCGACAGUGGCGAAUCCAGUGUGGAGGACGACUUUGGCGAGUCCUGCAUCGAAGGGCUGGUUUACGACAAGGAGGCACUGCGGGAGCUCAAGGCCAUGGCUCCUCCGGGCACCACUUCCUUCGAGGCCGUCACCGCCUUCGUGGUGCGCAACGUGAUGAAGCUCGACGACAGCGACGCCAUGGCCAAGUUCGUGCUCAUGGUCGACUUCCGCGCCUGUUUCGACGCCGCCACGUUUGCCGGCAACUUGGCGCUCCCAAAGGCCGUGGUCAUGCCCCGCGCGGACUUCGUUGACGGGCCCCUGGCCAACUCGGUCUCGCCGGUCCACGAGGCGGUCAAAGGGGCCGACGAGGCCUACUUCCGGGCGUUCGUGGCCUACGCGGGAAGAGGACCACCCAGCAAGGAGCGCGCUAUGGCCAUCUCCAGCUGCGCCAGGGUGGGGCUCUACGACGUCGAGUUUGGCUAUGGCGGGCCUUGCUUCGCGGGGAUCAACCCCCCGGUUCCCAGGCUCGUCCCGCAAUUCUUGCUCUUCCUUCCAAAUGCGAGCAAGGGCGAUGGGUUUGUGGUCUACUUGCAGCUGGACAAGGCUUUGAUGAACAAGUUGCUCCAAGAUCCCGAGUUCUCCUCCAUUGGCGCCAAGUACGAGCCAUUAAGCAUGACGACUGAUAAUGACGAGGAGGAGGAGCGAGUGACCACUUCUUCGCCACAGCAUUCCCGGAUCUAAGUUUAAGCAGUCCCGAUGAAUUGAAUGAUUUGGCUGGUUUCAUGUGAGA